AUGGUUGUGUCGAACCUACGAAGACAAUCGCCGUCCUCUACGAGAUCCGCCUCCCGUGAAUCAUCCCCGAGGGCCUCUUCCAUACUCGAAGGCUGGGAUUUCAGCCUCCGCACGAUGAUGCCGAACUCAUCCAGGCCACCUAGUGGCGCCUUCCUGGCAUCGACCUACAACCCACCCACCUUAGCCGAGAUUCUAUCCAACACAUCCCCACCGCCAUGGACUUUGAGCGCGUUCAUGGCCUACCUAUCUCAGAACCAUUGCUUAGAGACUCUGGAGUUCACCAUGGAAGCCGAGAGAUACCGAGCUGAGUACAACCACGUCUUCGUGAACCGAAAGACGGUCGUUCACGAUGCGAACGAGUACAUGUGCUCUUUAUGGGCAAAGUUGAUGGAGGCUUACAUUGUUCCGUGUUCGCCUCGCGAAGUCAACCUGCCUUGCCCUGUCCGAGAUCGCCUCCUGAGCCAUUCUUGUUCUUCAACACCGCCGCAUCCGUCCCAAUUGGACGAAGCAGUCAAUAUAGUGUACGAGCUUAUGAACGAUUCAGUUUUGGUACCAUUCAUUGAGUCAGUUUCCCCCUUCUUCUCCGAUCAUCGUUCCGAAGACAACGUCCCCGAUCGCCGCCACAGCCGAUCCCGCAUACGCUCCGCAAAGGAGCCUUCGCCAACACGACGCGAGGCUAGCCGAUCCCCCAAGUUCCUUCCAGCUGUCCUCGGAGGGAGAGCCAACCGAUCGGCUUCGGCUUCAGUCGAGGCUGUUGAUCGUGCCGGCCUAACAGACGACAGCGGAAGCUCAACGUCUCCUCAGGCCACGGAACCAAUGACCCCGCCGAUGACGCCACCUACUUCCGAGUGGACAUUUGCGCCAUCCCCACCCGGUGGACUUCAGCGGGCACUCAAUGCUCAUAAUAACGGGUGGAAGAAGGUUGGAGCUAAGCUUGGUCUUGAACAUUCCAGACUAGCAACUGCUCCCCGUCCCUCAGAGCGACAAGAACAGUCUCUUGAGCUGACGUGGGAAGAACCCCACCCCGGCCAGCGGUUGCCUCACGUGACUGAGUCUGCAUUGCCGAGCUGGGGGGAGAGAUGUGCGAGGCCGGAUGGCUGCUAUCUGCAAAAUGGCGGAGAGUGCAGGGGUGGCAUGGCCGCGAAGGUACCUAUGAACCAUCGCAGUCCUCAGUACAGGAUACAACGACCAUCAUUCGUGAAGCGGGACAUCCGCGUCAGAAAGCAUCCCAAGACUCCCUUUCUCCAGGUUGAGGAAGGCGGGCGACGGAAGUUGAUAGGGCUAGGUCUAAGUGACGCGGCGACACGAACAACAGGAUCGCUCAUUUCCGAUGCAUUCCCUAGAAUGGUGGCCGGCCAUACUGCGGACUUCGAUUCUGAAACAGACGCGAGCAUACGGUCCGAGGCGACAACUGAGUACGCCGACGAGACGCUCGUUCCCCCUUCUCCGUCAUCGCCUUCAUCGCAUCUUACCGUAACUGGCCUGAGUCACUCCGUCGAAGGCCUUCCGGCGGGCGGCAGCUCUGGGCCUAAGUUGCUCGGCGCAGAUGCAUUUGGCGAUGCUGGGCCCGGUGACGUGUAUGGCUGGGAAGCGGAGCUGGAAAGGAAGCUCGUGAUGCACGGUCGCGAGAAAUAUGCCGUCGUUGCCCAGCCUCUUGCGACCACAGUUAGUUGGAGAGAUCUUGGCGCGCGGAGGUUAUUCCAGCGCGUGUUUAGCUUGAGCGGUUCUCGAGCCACUGAUGGUUUCGAUGCCGGACGAAGAGCCAGCAUGGCUAAUUAA
This is a messenger RNA of Scedosporium apiospermum, 1779 nucleotides long. Its product is annotated as Regulator of g-protein signaling. The transcript is spliced from 2 exons. The record is from RefSeq and is a predicted model, not a curated record. Lineage: Eukaryota; Fungi; Ascomycota; Sordariomycetes; Microascales; Microascaceae. The coding region runs from base 1 to 1779 and encodes 592 amino acids.